Xyrauchen texanus (razorback sucker) is the source of this 7549-nucleotide messenger RNA. RefSeq names its product AF4/FMR2 family member 4-like. The transcript is spliced from 21 exons. Gene Ontology annotation, biological process: regulation of gene expression. The record is from RefSeq and is a predicted model, not a curated record. Gene Ontology annotation, cellular component: nucleus; super elongation complex. NCBI's taxonomy places the organism in Eukaryota, Metazoa, Chordata, Actinopteri, Cypriniformes, Catostomidae. The coding region runs from base 509 to 3802 and encodes 1097 amino acids.
AGUUUAGUUUACGAAGCCCAAUUCAGCCACCCAGAUACAAGAUGAUCUCCUAAAAAUGAUCCCGAUCUCCUUGAAAAAUCUGUCAGACAGAAUCAUGCCGUGCAAACGACCCUCCGUGGUAUGGCUCACUUAAACGAGCCGAGUUUUUUCAAGCUUUGAGACGUCUCGUGCUGGUUGAUGACAUUUAUUGGGACGCGACAGCAGAUCAGUGUGCAAGCGGACAGAGACAAAGGGAAAGGCUUACGAUAGCUAGAAUGCUUUGGGCCUAAAAGGAGUCAAGAGCUGAGUGGUAUGGUCCGCAGACAGACGGUAUCCUCCCCUCCCUAAGUCAGUUUUGCUCAACUCCCAGGAAAUACAGCAGAGAAGAUUGAAGUGUGAAAACUGCAGAUCAAGAAACUUUACAUCAAAGUGGAUGGCACUAAACGGGAGGGAGACGUAGCUGGAAAACACCAUCGAGUUGUGUGGAAUUUUCUCUCAAUUCUCUUCCAAUGGUUCAUUGGUUGAGGCCAUGGCCUCUCAGUCAGGCAACAUGAACCGUGAAGACCGGAAUGUGCUCCGUAUGAAAGAAAGGGAAAGGAGAAAUCAAGAAAUCCAGCAGGGAGGAGAGGCCUAUCCAGCUAACUCCCCACUCUUUCCUGAACCUUAUAAAGUUCAGUGCAAGGAAGAUACACUCUCCAGUCGCAUCCAGAGCAUGCUGGGCAAUUACGACGAGAUGAAAGAGACCAUCGGUGAACCUCCAAUGUCCAAACUUAUUCCUAAAGCCUCCAGCACCUCCUCCGAGGAGAAAUCUGGUCAGUACAGUGACCAGCGCGGAGGAGGCACCCAGAGCCAGAACAACAAAUGGACUCCUGUCGGCCCGGCUCCCAGUGCCUCCUCUUCCUCCUCCACCACCUCCUCUUCACAGAAACGUUCAUCCAUGCAGAGCAGCCAUAGCGGCAGCCAGCGUAGUGGCAGCCAGCGGCACGAGCGAGAAUACAGCAGUAGCAAAAAGUCGAGCAAGCACAGCUCCGAGCACAAGUCUCAUGCCACCUCCAGUCCGGCUAAGGGCUCUGUGAGCUCUGGAAGCCACUCGCGGUCACAAACAGCCGACCACGGCAAGGAACGCUACCGCUCCAAGUCACCCCGGGACCGAGAGGCAAACUGGGACUCUCCCUCAAGGGUUCAUUCUUUCUCCAGCGGGCAACAUCCCAGCCAGGCCUUCCCACCCUCGCUCAUUAAGCCCAGCUCCAUGCUUCAGAAGCCCACAGCGUAUGUGCGGCCCAUGGACGGCCAGGAGACAGUCGAGCCCAAGACUGCCUCAGAGUCAUAUGGUGGCCAGUCGCACAGCAGCGCCAUGGGAGAAAUGAAACCCAACGGCAAGGCUUCACUCACUAAGCUCAAGAUUCCAACGCAGUCCGUUGAUGGUUCAAUGGGAGGAGAUGCAAGCUGUGUUGAUGAGAUUUUGAAGGAAAUGACUCAGGUCUGGCCUCCUCCACUUACAGCCAUUCACACCCCCUGCAAGACAGAACCUUCAAAGUUUCCAUUUCCCACAAAGGAUGGCCAUCACCUGUCUUUUGGGGCACACAAAAAAAUCUCAGGGAAGACCCCGUCCAGUCACACAUCAAAGCCAGCUGACCGCGACCAAGCCAACAUGUUGCAUGAUGAUCUGAAGCUCAGCAGCAGUGAAGACAGUGAUGGAGAGCAUGAUCCUGCCAAAAACACACCCAGAAACACUUCAGCGAGUAAUAACAGUAAUAAUAGUGAGGGUGCCGAGCGCGAGGACACCAGCAGCCAUAGCGGCUCGGAGAGCAGUUCUGGUUCUGACAGUGAAAGUGAGAGCAGCUCGACUGACAGCGAGACCAACGAACCUCCACGUCCUGCGUCACCUGAGCGUGAACAGCCCACAGCUAACAAAUGGCAGUUGGAUAACUGGUUUAAGAAGGUGAACAAGUUAUCCCCAGCUUCUCCAUUGGAGAACAGCACCACAGUGCCAAGAAAGAAAGAGGGGCGAGAAACCUCGAACAGAAGCUACAGCGGCCAGAGCUCCAAAGAUCCGACUCCCGCCACCGGACGAGACCUUCGGCCCUCCCAGAAAGGCUCUGAAAGCUGGCGAGGACGUCAGAAGUCUCCCGGCCAGAGCGAGGGCGGAAGUCAGAGCGGGCGACGGGUGGUGGGCAAGAAGCAGCCCAGGAAGCCGGAGAAGCCUCCUGUCAUAGAGGAACCAAAGGGUGGACUGAAAGUGGAGACCGAACCCUCACCCGAGAUCCCGUCGCACAGGGCCCGUGCAGCCAACAAGGGCCCCCGCAAGCCCAACAUCAAGAAGGACCCCAAAACCUCGUCCCCUCGGCCCGCGCUGGACAAACGCAAGAAACCACCCAGCAAAUCCCGUGAGUUUGUGGAAUCUGAUUCGUCGUCCUCAGACUCAGAAGGCAACGAGAGUGUCCCGUCUUCUUCGCAAACGCCAAGGGAGCAUUAUGCAGAGAAUCCAUCUGUUCUCUUCUCGCCCAUGCUCUCACCGCUGAGUGACCCAGAAGAGAGGCUUCCGCCCAGACUGCUGGUGCAGAUCGACCUCAGUCUGCUGUCCCGAGUGCCCGGGCGACUGUACAAGGAUACAGAGGUGAAGAUGGAGAGGGAUUCUCCAGCAGAGGGCAAAGAAUUCCAGAAGCAGCCUGGUGAAAAGGGAGCUAACAGGGGCAAGAGGAAACGACAGAAUGAUGAUGGUGGUGUCAAGCCAGAGAGUAAGAAAUCCAAACAAGAUGAGAAGUCAUCACACAAAUCAAGCAGUAAAUACUCGUCUAAGCGUGCUCAGGAUAAGGAGAAGGAGUCGGCGCCCUCUCCGUCCAAGUUAGAGCACCAGGGUCGCAAGCGGACACUCAGCCAGUCCUCCACCUCUGUGCCCAGUAGCGGCAGCAGCAAGAGCAGCUCCAACUCCAAACACCGCAAAGGCGACGACAAACCUGCACGCAGGGAUGCUAAGGAGAAAAGUUCUAAAACUGAGAAUCCUCUGGCAGUGGCGUCCCUCUCUGAAGGCUUGAAGUCCAGAUCCAAACUCCUGUUUGAGGACAGGGUUCAUUCUGCUGACCAUUACCUUCAAGAGGCGAAGAAACUGAAACACAAUGCAGAUGCUCUGAUGGACAGGUUUGAGAAGGCUGUGUAUUACCUGGAUGCUGUGGUGUCUUUCAUUGAAUGUGGAAACGCUCUGGAGAAAAGCGCUCAGGAGGCCAAAUCCCCCUUCCCUAUGUAUGCAGAAACCGUGGAGCUCAUCAAGUACACUAUGAAGUUAAAAAGCUACAUGGCCCCAGACGCUACUUCAGCUGACAAAAGACUAGCAGUGCUGUGCCUGAGGUGCCAGGCUCUCCUCUAUCUGAGGCUGUUCAAGCUACGGAAAGAAAGUGCACUGAAAUACUCAAAGACACUCACCGAACACUUGAAGAAUUCAUUGAGUAAUACCCAAGCUGCAUCUCCUGGAGUAGCAAAUAAAACGGCUGGGAUGCCGUCUCCGGUCUCUCCUAAGCUCUCUCCGGGCAGCGCGGGCAGCUACUCCUCCAGCAGCUCCAGUCAGAGCGCCAGCUCCUCCGUCACCAUCCCUCAGCGCAUCCACCAGAUGGCAGCCAGCUACGUGCAGGUCACCUCCAACUUCCUCUACGCCACUGAAGUGUGGGAUCAGGCUGAGCAGCUCUCCAAAGAGCAGAGAGAGUUCUUUGCUGAAAUGGAUAAAGUGAUGAGCCCGCUCAUCUUCAACACCAGCACUAUGACAGAACUGGUGCGGUACACACGGCAGGGCCUGCACUGGCUACGACUCGACGCCAAGCUCAUACCGUAGAGCUGUCUCAAGAGCACCACCUGUGGCCAUGCGCUUUAUUCGUAGUCCUCUCUAUGCCUACGCAAAACACUUACACACUUUAUCUGCCUCAGACAUUCUCUGUGACACUGUGUCUCAUUUGUACACCAGCUUGCCAAAAACUGAAAACACUUUGUAUCCUACUCCGCCACGACAAACCCUGUGAAUAUUCAUGAGAGGGGAGGCGGCCAAACCACAUACACUGCGUUGUCCUGUUCAUAUCACAGGCUUGUUUCAGACUAAAAGCCAUCUUCCUCGUUUCUUCAUUUGUAUUUUAAUUGUUUUUUUCCCCCCUGUUUUCUAUUUCUUGUUUGUUUUCAAGCUGAAAGCAAACACAAAUAAUAAUUUGGCAUUUAUAGCUUUUCAUUUCAAACCAAAGUACCUCCCUUUAACCAAAGGUGCUUUAAAAUUGAGGUUUUCUCCUUUUAUCAUUUUAUUGUGCCUUGUAUUUGAUAUACAGGAAACUAGGAGAAACAGUAUCUUGAAAUACACAAAGAAAGGUUUGAUAUGGGACUGGAGUUCAGAUGUUGGACAGGAACAAGUGACCCAUGGCAAGUUGGUGGAUUACUGAAGGGUUUUAAAUGAGUAUUGGAGAGAAAGCAUGUAUUUAUCAUUAAAUUAAUGUAGACGGGUGUCAAGGCAUGUGCAGAAUUUCAUCUAGCCACACGUAGUAUGGCAAGAACUUUUGACAUUUAAUCAUGUGCAGGAUAUGAAUUAUAGAAAUCUACAAUUAAAUGUUUUUCUAGGUAAAAUGCUAAUUCUUUAUCAGCAGUGGAGUUACUACUAGCAAAAAUGCUUAUAAUUGGGUUUUCAUUAGAAAAAUGAAUUCAUUACUUCAUUACAUUAGAACUAGUUGUAGUAAAAAAAAUCCUUUUGACAUUUGUAACUGGAUUUUUACUAGUAGAAUUUCACAUGUAUCUGUCAUUCAAUCAAAUUCACGUAUCAGCAAUGUACUACUUAUUAGUAAAAACUAUAUAUUUUUUCAAAUCAAUAAUUACGUUUUUAUUAGUGCAAAUGUCCAUUCCUGAAAAUAAAAAUUGAAUUACAACUAGUAAAAUGCUAAUUUUAAUAUCUGUCAUUUGUUUUUUUUACCUGUGGCAAUGAUCAUUUUUUACCAUAAUGUUAUCGUAACUAUUAAGAAAGCCUUUUUUAAGAUAUCUUUAAUUAAUCUUUAAUUUAUUGAUAUUUAAAAUCCAUUUCCAGGUAUCUCAAAUACCAAAUCUAAAAUGUUGCAAUACAUUUACACACAUCAAAAAUUAGCAUUGAUAUCAGGAUUGGAUAUAUGUAUUAGUAACAAUGUAAUUGAUUUCAACAAUUGUAUUUCAUUGAAUGUAGUUGAGAUAAACAACUACAAUUUUACUAGUAAGUAGUACUUAGCUGAAAUGUGUAAUUGGAAUUUCAACUAGUAUUAAAUCAUUUAUAGAUAUCUGUAAUUGUGUUUUGAAAUCCGUAGAUGAUGAUUAAAUGUCAAAAGGGCUUGCCAUACACGUAGACCACGCAGUGUUCAAAUUUAGCUUUUUCUUGAUGGUCCUAUCAAGAGCAACAAUAGAUAAGUCAAUGGUGAAUUGCUUUACCAGAUGUUAUUCCAUCUUGUUGCAAGACCAAAAGUCUAUAAAGCACCAUAUCGAAGUCGUAUUUUGACAGACACUUCUUGGUAAAAUUGUAAACACCCAAUACGUCAUUGUUACACCCUGUCGGAUCUGUUAACGUCAGUACCAAGAACGGCAGGGCCAAUGUUUUUAUACGAAAUGUAGCACUCUCAUAGGUGUCGCUCUUUCACCGUUGGUUUUCUGGUAUUAAACAUAGGAGUAUUUUAGUACUGUGGCGACUUACCUAAUAUAGAUUUUAUUUAGAUAAUGGCAAAUCGCUAUGUUCCAAGUUGCAUUUUCACUCACAAGUUUUUCGCUGUGGAUACAGGGUUGCAAUACAAGAUGAGAGAUGUAUUUCUAUUGUAUAUGAAAUUAUCAUAUUUAAAUAUUUAAUGUGAGUCUUGAGGUUGCCUCUAUAGUGUCAUAGUCACCUGUGUUUUGCAGUUCUGUUUAAAGAAAUCAGUCAUGUAAGGAAUAUAUUUAUGAUGCGUUCUAUUGACGAUUGCAGUUUAUAUUUGUACAUAUUACAUUACAUAUUACAUUGUGUCAUUUUAGUGCAGACUGGCCCACCACCCAUGCAUUGCUCUUUUCCAGUAACACAAUAAGACAAAACAUUUCGCCAUAGAACGACAAUAGAGGAGGAUGGAGUGAAAAGUGAUUAUGAUCAAUCCACAAUAUACGAAAUGCUGGAAAUAUAUAUAAUCUCUUGACUUGCACUAAAAUAUUUCCUCUCAUUGGCUCCCUGUUUUAUCUGUAGGGACAAACUGUUUCCACUGUCUAUGCAGAUGUUUCGAGGACAGUCUUCUUGAGCUUGUUUGUGCAGGACUCCUUUGAUCGGUUGAAAAGUAAACUUGUAUAUCAAUCUUAAACAUCUAAUGGCUAGCAACUAGGUUUAUCUCUGGUGUGCUUGUAAUUUUCUUCCAUCUUGCAGAAUAUGUCAUUUGAGAUUUGAUUUGGGAGUCAAAUGUUUGUUAAUCAUGCUUUUAUCUAAAUUAAUAAUUCAUGCACUAAUCUGUUUUUAUUAUCAGAUUUGUGAUAAGAAAGUGACUGCAUAAGAAUAGGAUUUGCUAAAAUGAUAUUCCCAUGGCCUUUAUGCUUUUUGACACAUUAGUUUGUUGUGAUGUGUCCCGUGUGUGAGUGUGUGAGUAUGUGAGUGUGAGUGUGAGUGUGUGUGUGUGUGUGUUUAUGUAUUUCUGUUUUUAAUGUUAUCUUUUAUACUAGACUUCAUGACAGUGCUUUUAGAGGAUUAGAAGAAUUAAAAUCCAUCUUUAAUUUUCUUAAUGAUAUAACUUUAUCCAGGGUAUGAUGCUUUUUUCUUUUGUCUGAUUGAAAAUAACUCUUGCAUGUUUCUAUUUAAAUACUAAGUUGUACAAAUGUACAUAAAAGUCUCUUUGGGUAAAUUUUUACAGCGGUUUAACAUUUGUAUUAAUUGUAUAUAGAAUGUGAAAAUAUUAUAUGCACAUUUACAUAACACAUUUUUUUCCCCUUUUUUUGAAGUCAUGACACUUUCGAUUGAACACUGUAUGUUAGUAACGUCAGGAUGGUUGUUUUCCUCCCAAGUAACUCAUUACUGUACUGAUUUUCUUUGCUGUAUGAACAAGGCUUGUCUUUUGUCUGUUAGUUUUAUCAUGCUGUUUAAAUAGGAUUUAUGCUGUUGACCAUAAGGAUGAUCGUCCCCGAACAUGACCAUUAAUGAUGUUGGACUGCUAAACUUUAUCUAAGAAAGCCUCCACAGAUAGCAAGGGAGGUCAUUAUGUUGAGCGAGUCUAGAUGUAUGUAGUACUCAUUUUAUAAUUAAAUAAUUAAAAAGCAAUCAUUGGCAAAGACAGUAUAGUUCAGAUCAAUUUAGUUUUAAAGUAUUGGGAUGAGACUGACAAAAGAAAGAAAUCUACACACACACAUAUAUUCGUAUUAUGGAUGCAAUAUGAUCUAUGAUUUAAAGGUACUCUUAUGAGCCUUGAUUAUCCAAACUUGUAAUAACUUGUCAUUUAAACACUUUUUUUGUGAAGUGAGUAUUACUAAUGGAUUUUCUGAGUCUGUUGCGAAUCAUCUUUGUAUUUUGCUGUAUGGAAAAUAAAAUAUAUAUGAUUACGGAAUGUUAUCUUGGUGUUUGCAUUAUUUAGAAAUGAGGGUAAAGGUA